Molecule: messenger RNA, 1603 nt
Organism: Phytophthora sojae
Lineage: Eukaryota; Oomycota; Peronosporomycetes; Peronosporales; Peronosporaceae
Exons: 3
Coding region: 1-1455 (484 amino acids)
Source: RefSeq, a predicted model, not a curated record
AUGGAGGAUACCCGCCGUGCCAUCCGCCAGGGCCGGCUCCUGGCGGGCGAGGGGCUCUACGCGCACGCGCUGGACACUUGGAAGGCGGCGCUGAGCGGCGCAUACUCGCAGCAAGACUACGCCGGACUGUUCGUGCUGUCGUGCAACGUGGGCGAGGCCUGCGUGGAGCUCGCGGCGCAGUCGAAGAACGGCGUCAAUGCAGCGAAGCAGCUGCAGGAGGGUCAGGAGAGUCUGGACUACGCGCUGCAAGUGGUGGAGCAAUGCUCGCUGCGGAAUGUGCUGGGAGGGUACAGAGCGUUGUAUCGAGGCGUGCGGCGAGCUGAGGCACUGACGAGGAAGGCGGCGGAGCUGAUGGACAAGUUGCGCCAGGCGGAGGAGGUGGUGGUGGAGUGCACGACUUGUGGAGAAGCUGGUGGGGUGGUGGUGCUGGACGAGAAUGACGGAUGCUACUACUGCAAAAUGUGCUACGACGAGUACUAUACUGCUGAAGAAGUUGAUGCAGUGAAAAAGGAACGCAUGGAGGUCGGUGACACAGAUGAGGAGGAGUCCGUUGCUGUUAGAGACGUCGCUGAGGUGGAAUCUGGCGUGGAAGAUGACCUUGGCGGCGAAGACAUUGAGGUUGAGAUCGAUGCCGCGGCUAAAGGCGGUGUGGAGAUUGAGGUGGCUACAGUACCAGAGCCGUCUGCAGUUUUAUCGCCUGCGACGAACGGGGCACAGGACGAGAAAAGGCAGGAUCGAGUCCGAUAUGAGCGCGUGGAGCUAGGGUCGCUGGCUGACUUCCUGGCAGGUAAGCUUCGCGUGGAGAAUAACGCCGAGCAGAUCGAGACGCAGCGCUCGGACCACACAGCCGACGUAGCGGAGCUGUUGACGCCCAUGCCUGCUGAUACUAACCCGCCUGAUGAAGGAGUGCCUGACCACGACGCGCUCGCCAAAGAUGAAGAUCACACCGCUGAUACCAGCCUGCCCGAAUCGGAUUCAGCGUGCGAAGAAGAUCCGAGGUCGGACGAGGAUGCAGCAGCUGUCGCUGUCGCUGCAGUCCCCACCAAACUCGAGUACUCCAUCGCGGAGCUGCUAGAGCUCCGAAAGCAGUCCCCCGCCGCAGUUCCUGUUGUUCUCCUGUCCUCCCCCGUCUUCGACGACGGCACCGCGCCACCCCCUGCCCGAAACAAGUCCACCAACUCAAACUCGCGGAAGAAGUCCAGCGCCAAGAAGACGGCGAGAUCAGCAGUCGCGUCUAGGCAGAGCAAGGCAGACGCCGCUGACCAAGUGGACGACGACACGGAUUCGAUCUCGCCGCUGCCAACGCUGGACCUGUGCAACGUGAUGCGCGCGGCGCUCCAGGAGCAGCGGGACGGCGCCGAUCCCCAUUGCAGCAGCUCUGGGAUACUGGAGACAGCCCUCUAUACCUCGGCCCAUGUCCGCCUUGAAGCAGAGCGGCCUGAUAACGGACUAUGAUCGAGCAGUCCCAUGUUGCAGCCAAUCAAUCGAUUCCGUGACCAGUCCUUUAAUGCGGCCGUUACAGAAAACCGUCGGCUGCCACCUCGAAUAUUCGUAUAUCGCAGGUUAUUGCUCUCGACCGUCGCAUAAGAUACAAAUGUCAAGU